AUGAUUCGAAAACAAGCCCGCCAAAGGCGUGACUACCUCUACAGGAGGGCCCUCAUCCUCAAAGAGGCAGAAAUCAGCGAGAAGCGCGCAAAACUGCGAACCGCCAUAGCCGCCGGUCGAUCCAUUGACUCCUCCAUUGCUCAAGAUAAAGCCCUACGGAAAGACUUUCAAUAUGACGAAUCGAGACAAGACCUCGACGCCAAUGAGAUGGCCGACCUCGAUGACGAGUACCACCUGUCGGGGAUUCAAGACCCCAGGAUAUUAGUGACGACCUCCCGUGACCCUUCCAGCCGACUUGCCACUUUCUCCAAGGAAAUCAGGUUACUCUUCCCCACGUCGAUCCGACUCAAUCGUGGAAACCUCAUUCUCCCGGACCUGGUCAGGUCAUCCCAAGGCGCCGGCCUCACCGAUAUGAUCCUCCUCCACGAGCACAGAGGUACUCCGACGGCCGUAACAGUCAGCCAUUUCCCACACGGUCCCACUGCUUCCUUCUCCCUGCAUAAUGUCGUGCUUCGUGGAGAUAUUCCCGGCAGUUUGCGUGGCACGGUCAGCGAGCAAUAUCCUCGUCUCAUUUUCGACGGCUUCACAACCCGGCUUGGUCAGCGAGUUGUCAAGAUAUUAAAAAACUUGUUCCCUCCGAGGGACCCGCUCACCAACAAAUCGAAGAUAGGCAGCCGCGUUGUAACGUUCAAGAAUAUCGAGGAUAGCAUAGAAGUCAGGCACCACGUCUUCGUCAAAACUUCGUACGACAGCGUAGAGCUUGCUGAGGUCGGCCCUCGAAUGACGAUGAGGCUCUUCGAGAUCCGAGCCGGCACCUUAGAGAACAAGGACGGCGAUGUUGAAUGGCAUCUAUCGCAGUACACGAGGACGGCAAAGAAGAAGGACUAUCUCUAA
This is a messenger RNA of Scedosporium apiospermum, 894 nucleotides long. Its product is annotated as U3 small nucleolar ribonucleoprotein IMP4. Gene Ontology annotation, biological process: rRNA processing. Gene Ontology annotation, cellular component: Mpp10 complex; small-subunit processome; nucleolus. Lineage: Eukaryota; Fungi; Ascomycota; Sordariomycetes; Microascales; Microascaceae. Gene Ontology annotation, molecular function: rRNA primary transcript binding; snoRNA binding. Bases 1 to 894 code for a protein of 297 amino acids. The transcript is spliced from 3 exons. The record is from RefSeq and is a predicted model, not a curated record.